AUGCCCAAAGGCAAGAGAAAGAUAGUAAUCAAAAAAAUUGAAAAAAACAAAACUAGGCAAGUAGCUUUCUCUAAACGUAGAACCGGACUGUUCAAGAAGGCAUCAGAACUUUGUGUUUUGACUGGUGCCCGAGUCGCUAUUCUGGUUAAGUCUCCUGGUGAGAAGGUUUUUGCAUUUGGUCAUCCCAAUGCAGACGUCCUCAUAGACCGCUAUCUUGGUCAUGAUAACAAUAAGAAUAAUGCAGUUACUCAGCAUUCGGUACCCCCUUUGGCAAUUGAUGAAUAUAAUCAGCAUUAUGUGCAGGUUUCUAGGGAGUUAGAGAUAGAGAAGAAACGUAAAGUGAAGGUUCCGGUUAGCCAAAGUGGAGCCAAGUGGUAUGAAGAGCCCGUUGAAGAGAUGAAUGAUGUGGUUGAGUUGGAACAAUAUCUUUCGUCACUGGUGGAAUUAAGGAAGAAAGUGGAGACAAGGGCAGAUGAACUCAUGAUGAUCAAGACAGGCCGGAGGUUCUUGUCUACUUCCAACGUGUCUGAGAUUUGCUCGAAUAAUGCUUCUGAAAUCUGCUCGAAUAAUGUUUCUGCAAUUGGCUCAAAUAAUCCUUCUGUAUUAGGGUGGAAUAAUAAUGGUGUUCCUACGCUUGGUCAACCUUCAAAUGCCAAUGUCAAUGUCGGGCCAGAUUUUGACCCCAUGAUGAUCAAGACAGCCCCGAUGUUCUUGUCUGCUUCCAACAUGUCUGAGAUUGGCUCGAAUAAUGCUUCUGAAAUCUGCUCAAUUAAUCCUUCUUUAUUAGGGUGGAAUAAUAAUGUUGUUCCUAUGCUUGGUCAACCUUCAAAUGCCAAUGUCAAUGUCGGGCCAGAUCUUGACCCCAUGAUGAUCAAGACAGCCCCGAGGUUCUUCUCUACUUCCAACAUGUCUGAGAUUGACUCGAAUAAUGCUUCUGAAAUCGGCUCGAAUAAUGUAUCUGAAAUUGGCUCGAAUAAUUCUUCUGUACUAGGGUGGAAUAAUAGUGUUCCUAUAGUGGGUGAACCUUCAAAUGCCAAUGUCAAUGUCGGGCCAGAUUUUGACCCAUGCUCAUCCCUACACGGUGGAAUUGAUUUCAAGGAAGACUGGGACUUUGAUGAGCUGUUAAAUAAAUGGUUUUAA
Molecule: messenger RNA, 1140 nt
Organism: Erigeron canadensis
Lineage: Eukaryota; Viridiplantae; Streptophyta; Magnoliopsida; Asterales; Asteraceae
Product: agamous-like MADS-box protein AP3
Exons: 1
Coding region: 1-1140 (379 amino acids)
Biological process (GO): regulation of transcription by RNA polymerase II
Molecular function (GO): RNA polymerase II cis-regulatory region sequence-specific DNA binding; protein dimerization activity; DNA-binding transcription factor activity, RNA polymerase II-specific
Source: RefSeq, a predicted model, not a curated record